Messenger RNA from Grammomys surdaster, 2013 nucleotides. RefSeq names its product vacuolar protein sorting 45 homolog (gene Vps45). Gene Ontology annotation, cellular component: Golgi membrane. The coding region runs from base 79 to 1791 and encodes 570 amino acids. Gene Ontology annotation, biological process: intracellular protein transport; vesicle-mediated transport. The record is from RefSeq and is a predicted model, not a curated record. The transcript is spliced from 15 exons. NCBI's taxonomy places the organism in Eukaryota, Metazoa, Chordata, Mammalia, Rodentia, Muridae.
GAGACCCAACAGGCCUGAGGUUAAUUCAACCAGGAAAGUGGGUGGGAAGGGCUGUGGGGCACCUGUCAAUUCGCCACCAUGAACGUGGUCUUUGCUGUGAAGCAGUAUAUUUCCAAAAUGAUAGAGGACAGCGGGCCCGGCAUGAAGGUACUUCUCAUGGAUAAAGAAACGACUGGUAUAGUGAGUAUGGUCUACACACAGUCAGAGAUUCUUCAGAAGGAAGUAUACCUCUUCGAACGAAUUGAUUCUCAAAAUCGAGAGAUCAUGAAACACCUAAAAGCAAUUUGUUUCCUUCGACCUACAAAGGAGAAUGUGGAUUAUCUGAUCCAGGAGCUCCGAAGACCCAAAUACAGCAUAUAUUUUAUCUAUUUCAGUAAUGUGAUCAGCAAGAGUGACGUGAAGUCGUUGGCUGAAGCUGACGAGCAGGAAGUUGUGGCUGAAGUUCAGGAAUUUUAUGGUGAUUACAUUGCUGUGAAUCCACAUUUGUUUUCCCUCAAUAUCUUGGGUUGCUGUCAGGGUCGAAAUUGGGAUCCUGCCCAGCUAUCCAGAACAACUCAAGGGCUGACAGCUCUCCUUUUGUCUCUGAAGAAGUGCCCCAUGAUUCGUUAUCAGCUUUCUUCAGAGGCUGCAAAGAGACUGGGAGAAUGUGUUAAGCAAGUGAUAAGUAAAGAGUACGAACUCUUUGAAUUCCGGCGGACAGAGGUUCCUCCGCUGCUUCUCAUUCUGGAUCGCUGCGACGACGCCAUCACCCCACUGCUCAACCAGUGGACAUAUCAGGCCAUGGUCCAUGAACUGCUGGGCAUAAACAACAACCGGAUUGAUCUUUCCAGAGUGCCAGGAAUCAGCAAAGACUUAAGAGAGGUGGUCCUGUCUGCUGAAAAUGAUGAAUUCUAUGCUAAUAACAUGUACCUGAACUUUGCCGAGAUUGGUAGCAAUAUAAAGAAUCUCAUGGAAGACUUCCAGAAGAAGAGACCAAAAGAGCAGCAAAGGCUGGAAUCCAUAGCAGACAUGAAGGCCUUUGUUGAAAAUUAUCCACAGUUCAAGAAGAUGUCUGGGACUGUUUCAAAGCAUGUGACAGUAGUCGGAGAACUGUCUCGGUUGGUCAGUGAGCGAAAUCUGCUGGAGGUUUCAGAGGUUGAACAAGAACUGGCAUGUCAGAAUGACCAUUCUAGUGCUCUUCAGAAUGUGAAGAGACUCCUGCAGAAUCCGAAAGUCACAGAAUUUGAUGCAGUUCGCUUGGUGAUGCUUUAUGCUCUACAUUACGAGCGCCACAGCAGCAACAGCCUGCCAGGACUCAUAGUGGACCUCAGGAGUAAAGGUGUUGCUGAGAAGUAUCGGAAGCUGGUGUCUGCAGUUGUUGAAUAUGGUGGUAAACGAGUUAGAGGAAGUGACCUCUUCAGCCCCAAAGAUGCUGUGGCUAUUACGAAACAGUUUCUCAAAGGACUGAAGGGAGUGGAAAAUGUGUAUACACAGCACCAGCCUUUCCUGCUUGAGACUCUGGACCAUCUCAUCAGAGGAAAGCUUAAGGAAAACCUCUAUCCUUAUUUAGGCCCCAGCACACUCAGAGACAGGCCUCAGGAUAUCAUCGUGUUUGUUAUUGGAGGAGCCACCUAUGAAGAGGCACUGACAGUCUAUAACCUGAACCGCACCACUCCUGGAGUGAGGAUCGUUCUGGGAGGAACAACAAUCCACAACACAAAAAGUUUCCUAGAGGAAGUCCUGGCUUCUGGGCUGCACAGCCGCAGCAGGGAGAGCUCACAGGCCACCUCAAGGUCAGCAAGCAGAAGAUGAGAUGGCAAUGGAGAGCGUCGAGAGUGUCACGGCCUCCUCUUACCCUGCCUCAGCCCUUCCCUGCUGACCAGGGGCUUCAGGGUGGCCCUUGUUCUAGCUCACUCCAGGUAACCCCGAUUCCUGAACUGCAGGCACAGACACCGGGAAUGCCAAUGAUGAGCCCACCCCAGCCCACUUGUGACUCUGUAUCAAAUAAAUAUGUUCUUUGUGUAUUUGACAGCA